UACUUGAAGGCAACACUGUCCGCCAUUGUGGCAGAACGAGCUGAACUUUUUGCUUGUUGUUGUUGUUGUUGUUGUUGUGGUGGUGGGUACUAUUGGGCGUGUUGGAAGCAUGGGGAUAGAAGCCUGGUACAUGGACACCUCUGAUGAAGACCAGAGAAAACCGCACAAGCUUAACCCGAAUCAGCCCGUUUCGUUGGAGACAUUGAAAAACAUCGGUGUUUGUCACUGGAAGCUGAAUGCAGACAUCUAUGAUGACGACCCAGAGCUGCAGCUUAUCAGGAAGGAGCAAGGCUACUCUUACAUGGACAUCGUCACGGUUGAGAAGAGCGCACUGCCAAAUUAUGAGGAGAUGUUAAAGGUGUUCUAUCAGGAACACAUCCAUUUGGAUGAUGAGAUCCGCUACAUCCUUGAUGGCCAGGCGUAUUUCGACGUCAGGGACAAAGACGAUCGCUGGAUAAGAAUCGCCAUGCGCAAGGGUGACCUGAUUACCCUGCCAGCCGGCAUAUACCACCGCUUCACACUGGACGAGACAAACUACACUAAGGCCAUGAGGCUGUUUGUGGGGAAGCCGAUAUGGAAAUGCUACAACCGGCCAGCGGAUGACCUCGAGAUUCGAAAGAAGUAUGUGUCUUCUCUGCAGGAACCGCUAGAAGAGGAAGAUACCAUAUGACCACUGGUUGUACUAGAUUCACAUUGAAAAUACAAAACAGUAACGUUUGCUGUCAAGUUGGUAAAAGGAAGGUAUUAAAGAUUAAGUCGCUAUAUUAAAAACCCUUUCCAAAAAAUUAGAAUAUCACGGGAAAGUUUAUUUCCGUAAUUCCAUUAAAAAAAAUUAAACUUACAUAAUUAUAGAUUCAGGGCCCACAAUUUAAACCAGGGGUCACCAACGUGGUGCCCGCGGGCACCAGGUAGCCCCCCACGACCACAUGAGGUGCCCGCAGGCCUGCUUUUCAUUCAGGUUUUCAGUUAAUAAUGAAAGAACAGUAGAAAGAAAUGCAUUCUGAAAUACAAAGUGUGAGUUGUGGACACCAGCAUUUUGUUACUGUUCUGGUAAAACAAGCAUAUUCGCUUUGUUUGGGUUUAAAACAAGCUCUGAAAAUAAAUGUUACAAAAAUGAGUAGCUCUUGGCCAUUUUCAUUUUGUAAAAGUAGCUCUCACAAGGAAAAACGUUGGUGACAACUGAUUAAAACAAUGUCAAGUAUUUGUUUAUUUGUAUAUAAUUUGGGCUUCCAGCUCAUAAAACCUACAAAAACAGGAAUAAAAAAGAAAAUUAAUUAAAAGGUCACCGCAACAGUCCACCAGAAUGUUUUGGAGGACUUCAUACCUUCUGCGGAGGAUCUGUAUGCACCAAAACCUGGUUUGAUGCCCAUGCCAUCCCAGUGCUUGACUGGCCAGCCAACUCGCCGGACCUAAACCCCAUUGAGAAUUCAUGGGGUAUUAUCAAGAGGAAAAUGAGGGGCACCAGACCCCAAAACAAAAAAGAGCAGACAGCAAGCAUCAAGGAAAUCUGGGCUUCCAUAACUCUCAGCCAAUGCCGCAGGCUGAUUGCUUCAAUGCCACGGCGCAUCGAGGCAGUGAUUAAGGCAAAGGGAUUCCCAACCAAGUAUUGAAGAUUGACAUAUCGUUUUGAAAGUGCUAUACUUUGAUUGUUUCGAUGUGAUCCUUCUUUCUUUUGGUAAAUGGUGAUUUCUUCACAGUAUUCUAAUUUUUUAAAUUCCUGCUUUUGUGGGUUUUAUGAGCUGGAAGCCCACAUUAUGUAAAAAUAAACAAAUCAAUACUUGACAGCGUGUAAAUUGUGGGCCCUGAAUCUAUAAUCUAUGAAAGUUGAACUUUUUGAAGGGAAUUGUGUAAAUAAACUUUCCCAUGAUAUUCACAUGUUCUGGAAAGUGUCUGUAUCGUAACUACAAACUUUGCACCAAUACAUGGCAAACAGUGCCCUAUUGUAGUCCAAGCCUUUCAUCAGCUUGUUAAUAAAGAAAUGAAUGCAAUUAGCAGCCAGCGUUUCUACUGCUACUUUUAUUUUAGACGUGUGCACAUGGCAAUGUAUUGAGGCCGACAAAUUUAUGGAGUUCAUUUUCAUUUAUUGUGUGAUUAAUUUAUUUACCAUCGUCCCUGGCCUGGUGCGCACAAGACAUUUUUUUUCUGAACGAGAAAUCUUGCGAGGUCUUGACACCCCUCCCAUAUUAAGUAUAUUUUUCAUACUGUACUUUCUACUGAUAACUUUAAUGUACUUUAUUGAUGUUUCACUGUCAUAGUAUGCUGAGCUGCAACAAUUAAUUAUCCAAUUAAUUGCCAACUAUUUUGGUAUUUGAUUGUAUGUAAAUAUCCUCUGAUUUCAGCCUCUCAAAUGUGACUAUUUUUAAAAAUGUCUUAGUCAUCCAUGAAAGCAGACCUAUUAUCUUUGUGUCAAACAAGAUAUUCACACACAUCAGCUUUGACUUUGGAAAACAGCGAUGGACAUUUUUGCCUCUUCUUUCUGAUAAGUUGCACAGCAAACCACUAAUUGUGUUUGGUUCAUAUUGGUUUGGUCCAUUUAGGGCCUAGCUAACUGUUUACUCGAUUAAUCGAGCUUCAGAUUAAUCGCUUUUCCUAUCAAAACACGUUUUGUUUAAAAUAUUUCUUUUAUUAAGGUUAAGACAGAAUCUCUUAAUAUACAAUAAUCUAUUAUGAUCAACACAAUAUGUAAACAGUGAAAGUUAAGAUCUCAGACACAGCAAGUCAUUUUAACUAGACUGUAAUAUAUUCAUGGGAUCUUAAAAAAUACAAAAACAAACAAACAAAAAAAAGCUUUUUGGACAGCUUGUUGCUUGAAGGUAAAAAUGCAGUGGUUCAUGAAUAUUGCCCGACUUAAACCCCAGCAAAAGAAAGCUGAAUUUGAAUGGCGUUACAGUUAAUCCAGUACUACAAGUGUCCGCUCAUGUGGAGAGGCUUUGUAUGGUCCUGUGCAUGUGUAUUAGUCUUGAAGAAUGCGUCUUAGCAUAAUGCCCACGUCAAGUCCCACAUUGUGUACUUCUUUAAAACCACCACUAGUGGUGUGCUGCAACGUAUCUAUGAUAUUUGACAGAAUAAUAUGACUGUAAAUGAAUAUUUACCAACCACAGGCUGCUCUUAGCGUCAAGGGCAGGCUGGGAAAUACUGUAGCCGUCCUUUUCUAUGCCUUGUAACACAUCUAAAGUAUCAUAAUUGUAAUAAAUUAACCAGAACCUG
Messenger RNA from Dunckerocampus dactyliophorus (ringed pipefish), 3207 nucleotides. It is a transcript of the gene adi1, whose product is annotated as acireductone dioxygenase 1. The record is from RefSeq and is a predicted model, not a curated record. The transcript is spliced from 4 exons. Gene Ontology annotation, molecular function: acireductone dioxygenase [iron(II)-requiring] activity. Bases 110 to 670 code for a protein of 186 amino acids. NCBI's taxonomy places the organism in Eukaryota, Metazoa, Chordata, Actinopteri, Syngnathiformes, Syngnathidae.